Molecule: messenger RNA, 2074 nt
Organism: Liolophura sinensis
Lineage: Eukaryota; Metazoa; Mollusca; Polyplacophora; Chitonida; Chitonidae
Product: protein FAM219A-like
Exons: 6
Coding region: 59-601 (180 amino acids)
Source: RefSeq, a predicted model, not a curated record
UUUCAACAUGGAGACCCAGUAAAAAAUUAGUGCAUUAGAAUUUUGGAAACCGGGCCUUAUGGACAACGUAGAAGACAGCGGUUUUGAUAGUGACCCCAAAACUGCCACUCAGAAUGACCCUUUACAAGAUAUGGCUGAGACCCAUUCCAGUGUCAAUGGAGCUACUGAGCAUAUAAAACUGGUGAAGAAAACAGAUCUUCAGAAGAAACUUGAGCGACAGAGGGAAGCCUCAAGGCGACUAAAAGAUAAUCAUGACAAGACCAUUGACCAGCAGCCCAAAAAGUCGUAUUUAUUACCACAUUCAAGGCGUUCCAGGGUUCACAGACUAUUGGUUCCUGGCCGGCACUCCAGCGAUACAUCCAAACGCCAAGAUGAGCAGCCAUUGGUCGCCAUUGUCUCAGACAGUGAAGAAGAUGAAUUUGAAACCCCCAAAUUGUCAAAAGAAGCCCACAGAGAAAUAACACAACAGCUGAUAAAAGAUGGCUAUAACUUAGACCUAGAGCCUGAUGAUGAGGAUUUGGACCUGAUUCCACCCCGGCCACUCAGUGAAAGGUGUGUCUGCUGUAACCAUACUCUCAACAACACCUGCUCAAUACAGUAACACCAUACAUACUGGUUGAUAACAGAGUUGUCUGCCUUGAGUUUGCUCUGGGACAGAGUUAUCUCCCCUGUAUUGUGAGAUAUACCUUAUAUAUGUGGCUGCUUUCAUAAAACUUUGUGCGAGGGAUUCGUCAACAAAAAAUUAUUCAAAGUUCUGUGAAUGUUGCCAUGGUGCUAGAUAUCUCUGGUACAACAGUAUCUUGCCUUUUUAUUUUGAACAUGACAACAGUUGUGCUUUGCUUAGGUCAAGUCUGAAAUUUGGAGGAUUAACAGGUAUUUUUGUAAACGGAAAAAAGUGACAUAGUUUGACAGUUACAAACCAAAGAUGGUCUGGAUUGUUGAAAAUUAUGGUUAAAUGGAAGUUAUUUCAAAGCAGUGUCUAUAGAUUUGUACAAGGCUGGGUUAUAGAUAUGUGUAUUAUUUAUAAUGUGAUAAAAAGCGGAGAGUCCGCAACAUUAUGUGUACUGUAAAGAACUGUGAAAGAAUUCUCAGUAUUCUCAUUGUCUGAUGUACAUGACUGAUGGAUGUAUGUGCAAUAACAGUUGAAUGUAGUUAAUCUACUGAACAGCUUAACAUAAUAAAUAAGCAAAGUAACCCCGAAGAAAUUCAUUUUGACCAUCUCAGUUUUAAAGUCGAAAUAGUGAGAUCACCAAAAUGAAUUUCUUCAGAGUUACUUUGCUUAUUUAUCACCUGAGUAUUUUAUGUAGGUCCUAUAUGUAUAAGAACGAUGUCUUAAAGUAGUGUGCUGUUAUAUUUCUGUAUACUGUUUUUACUUUUGGAAAUUUUAUUGAAAGCUUAAGUAUGGCUGUAUAAGCCUGCUAUACAUAAGACAGUGUAGAAUUAUGUUUUUGUUAGGCUUCACUAUUGGUAGUCCAACUGGCAGAACAAGUUAAUUUUAUUCCUUCGUUAUGGAGAAGAAUCAGAAAUCACGAUCAAAUUCAUUUGUGGAUAGCAUGAAAGGAAAAAUAUAUCUAAAAAAUUUUGGCCAGGUACUGUUAAAAAAGUACCAUUUUGUCAGCUACUCAUGUAAAACAUGGUCUUUAUAUGACCAGUAAUAAAAGUGAAUUUGUGGUUUUCUAUAACAUUAGAUUGUUCUGGCCUAUCAAUAAUAACCUACUUGCAUAAUUCACAGCUCCUAUAGGACAGAAUUUUAAUUUAUUUAUCUCUACAGUAAUGUGUUUUUUGUUUGGGAAUGUAUCAAAAUCCUUAUUUUAUGCACAAUUUUCCAUACCGAUAUAACUUGUAAGUACCUGUAUCAUUGCCUUUUUUCCUUCAACCUGACAUCUUGUUUCAUAAAGGGUAAAUUGCCCCUUAUUCAUGUUUGCAAAAUGUAGUGGCUUCUGUGAUGUUGUUAAGGGUCAGAUGGCUGCUUUGACGUCACUUUACUAAUCCUUGCAGAAGAAGCAUUGGUGGUUGUAGCAAUUUAUAUACUGUCCACGUUUGGCAGUUUAUUUCUGGCCAAACAUAAUCUGCA